Molecule: messenger RNA, 4284 nt
Organism: Anthostomella pinea
Lineage: Eukaryota; Fungi; Ascomycota; Sordariomycetes; Xylariales; Xylariaceae
Source: the annotation of a GenBank genome assembly
AUGUCGACGUCUGAUUCUUCUCCUUUCGGCGGGCCCAACACCUUUGCUUCUGAAAUGUUCAGUCUCAAUGGUGAAUUCGAGUACUUCGACCCCGACGACAACCAGCAGGUCGAUGGCAAUGGUCUCUUCGACUUGGCUGCGGUUGAUUCACUCGCGCCCGGUUUCGCUGAUCCAAAGAACCUGCUUUCUGGGCCUCAACACACGGAAGGCCUGACUUCGACAGGGGUCAAGACGGACUAUUCGCCGCAGUCGCAUCGUGGCUCUUCGUCCUCGUCCUCGUCGCAGAGGAGUAACAACUCGAUCUCUCCCAGAACUAGUCGAUCUUCGAUAGACGACACGACGAUGCUAGAUGCCCCCUUCCCCCAGUGUAAAUUCGAAACUGGCGCUACGAACGGUGACUCAAGCUUCCCUAUGUUCGGCGCCCUAGAUCCCGCGACGCUGGACAUUACGGACAUGUCCAAGGUAUUCGACUUCGAGAGCGCCUCUAGCAGUCCUAGGGCCCCUAUCAUGAAAAGCCAGUCGCCAGGAACCCCGAUGGCAGGACGCAAGAACCUGUCAAAAGGUUCAGUCGCUAAAAGGGUCAAAGGCCAGAGAGCACAGCCGCAACCAUCGUUAAAGCAGUCCAUGUCUCGGCUAAAGACCACUGGCUCUAGGGAAGUCCCGCCGGCAUCAAAUCUGGCGGUUGGCCGAGAACCAUUGCCGACGACGGCGUUCACGCAAACAGCUGCACCUGGCAACAAAGAUAAUAUCAAUGGCUCACGAGGGCUCGUUAUGAGCUCGGCCUGGCCGUCGCUGAAUUCCAUGCAGCCCAAUGACCACCUCAUGCAAGCCCGGACCAAUUCAGCAGGCAUGCCAGGCCAAGCGCAUGGCCUCCCAACAACCUACCAUCCGCAGAGAAGCUUCCCCCAAGGUCUACCGCCGAGACUAGUUGUCCAACCUACGCCGCUCAAGUCUCGAGUCGAGACACAGAUUCCUAUCAAGCUCACCAUACACCAUUUGCCGCAGGGGAUCAAGAGAAUUCAUCUUCCGAUGCACACCAUAUCCAAGCCUAAGCUGCUUGCUAAGCCCGCGGCAGUGCGCUCUGCUGAUAUGCUUGAGCUUUACACGAUGCUUGUCUGUACCAGCGCGAUGCAGGAUCCGGCCAAGCGGGACCGUGCCUUCAACAAGGCAGCACUAGCUCAGCAUGACUACUCUCGCCCAAGACGGCCGGAUGACGGGAUCGAAGAUGAGGAAAACAAGCCACAGAAUGGCGGCGAGGUACGCAUCUGCCAGGGCUGUAUCACCCGGGAACGUAAACGCGCCGGUCGGAAGAAGCACAAGAAACCAGAGGAGGAGGAGCUGUGGAACAACUUCGAGAACGAGCGGGUGAUUGUUUUCAACACGCUAGAAGUCAAGGAGUGGCAGGCUGUGACGCCUCUCAUGGCUGAUCCCACGGGGGCGGGACUCUCCAGUCUCUCCGUCCCCGAUGGGACCGUGCAGGUAGACGCUCCAAUGCGUAUAGCCUGCUAUUGCCGUCACCACAGCGAGAAGCAGGGGUUUCAGGUUAUUUUCACCAUCAAAGACUACCAGGACAACGUUGUCGCGCAGCAGAUCUCAUCAUCCAUCAUGAUCACUGACGAUCAUAAGACACACCUUCCAAUCAAUGCCAUUUCACAACCCACCAACACCCCGACGGCAGUCGGACUCCCACCCGCACCUAUGAUGCCGGACGCGAAACCCGUGGAUGCCUCUCUUCCCUUCCGCCAGACGCACUCGACCUCAGAUCUUCACCAAGGUAUAGGACACAAUGCCACCUUUGGAUUCCCUGCGAACCCGUCUGUGAACAAUUCGCAGGUUGCGUCGGUUUCACCGACUCCGCGUAACUUGUCACGGCAAGGCUCCCCUACCACUCCUUCAGGCCCAGUGUCGAAGAAAAGAAAGGCCAGCGGGUCUGCUAAAGUGCCGAGUGGUCUCGCCAUGACCAGACUUGAAACUAGCCAACCUCCAACUUCGAUGCCUUCCAACGUCCAGACUGAAUCUGCUGUCACCUCUGCAGCGAAUUCACCCUUCUCGCCUAAUCUCGCAAACUUCCCGAUGAGCACAGAUUCAUUCUUCUCUCCUGGACAACCGCAACAAGUCCUCGGCAAUAUGCCACAACAGUUCGGCCAGGGACCACCGACCCCAAACAGCAAUGCAGAUCAGCUCAUUUUCCCGUCGGCAAAUCACAGAGCUUUGAGCAUAGACAAUCUGCCCGUCAACCAAAUGUUCUCCGCACCGGCGUCGGCGCAUCCUAGUCGGCCGCCCAGUCCGAAUCCGCUGCGGAAUGAGCUGCAGAACAUGCACCAUCCGCAUAUGGGCCAGGGUCUUCUCAAUGCGUCCAUGGGCUUGGCCUCUGCUCCGCCGCCUACAAUCUUGAAGGUCAUCCCUGGAGAGGGGCCGAAGUCGGGCGGCGUGGAUGUGACUAUCCUUGGCCGCAACUUUACGAAUGGAGGAUUGGAGGUUAUGUUUGGUGAACACAAGGCAACUACUACAACUUACUGGGGCGAGACAUCCUUGGUCUGUUUGGUUCCCCCUUCGCCUAUUGCUGGACAUGUCCCAGUAACCAUCAGAUUUCCUGGUAUGCCUGCCCAACAUUUGCUGGGCGGUAAUCAGCAGCAGCACUUCUUCCGAUAUGUCGAUGAUGACGAAGAUCGCCUGAUACGAUCCGCGCUUACAGUUCUUGGAAGCAAGGUUGGCAGCGGCGACAUUAAUGAUGUUGCAGAUAUUGCGCGUAGCAUCAUAAUCGGUGCACGUGGAGGUGGAUCGUGGGGCUCCUCUCCGUCGGGAUCCGGGAACCAAGCUCCUGGAGGCAGUUACAACAAUAUUGAACAGGGCCCCCAAAACUCGGUAGAGUCUGGGCUUCUUCGCGUGCUCGAGCUGAUCGAUUUGGAUGACAGCCCCCGCAAGGCUCGCAUCAAUCUGAGGAGAUCGAGCGGACAGACCAUGCUUCAUCUUGCUUGCUCUCUGGGUCUCGUCCGGUUCGUUGCUGGUCUGCUGUCGCGAGGUGCUAGUGUUAGCAUUCAUGACAAGGGAGGCUUUACGCCCUUGCACAUGGCGGCGAUGAACAAUCAUCCGGAGAUUGUGCGUCGUCUGAUCAUGAAAGGGGCUGAUCCGAGCAUCCGGACGCUGUCUGGUCUCACACCUGCCGAUGUUGCCCGCUCCAGCGAUGUCCUUCGUGUAUUACGCCGCAUCGAAAGCCACUCACGAUCUCGAAGCGGUGGGUCCCUUCACAGCAGGGUGAGCAGCGCGAGCUCUUUACGGUCUCUGUGGGAUCAGCCACCCAUGAACUCAGCUCAUCGUGAGGAGUUCAUGUCAGAGGGCGCGUAUUCGACUAGCGAAGACAGUGAGGGAGACUCGGCCGAAGAUAUCAGUAGCGGAGAAGAGGGUCGCAACUGGCUCGACAUGAGACGGCCAAGCUUCCCCGUCAGCCACCAUCGCUCUGGUGGUUCUGGCCACCAAGCAGAUGAUGUGCAUGCGGGUCCGGCUUCGCCAGGCGCGGCCAUGUCAGCUCUCCGAGAACAAUUUGCGGCGCAAUUCCAGCAACUGCAACACUCAAUGACGGUACAUCUACAGAACCUGCCACAGUUCCAGAUGCCCAACAUGCCACAAAUGCCACAAAUGCCACAAAUGCCACAAAUGCCAAACUUGCCAGUAAUGCCGGUACUGCCGGUUUACCAAGCCUAUCUGCACACGGCUCCAGUGAUGCAGCGUAUCAGCUCCUUGGUCCCCAACAUCCGUGGCCAGCGUCCUGGAUCAGCAGGUGAUCAUACGUCGAGAUUUGCAGACAACAGGUGGUGGGAUCUCCCAUUCUUCGGUGCCAAGGACUCGCCUCCACCGGCCUAUGAGGACAUAUUCCCCCAGAAGGAUAUGGACACCAAGCAAGCCUCAGCUGCUCAGGCAGCUGUCGAGUACGAAGCCGAUGCCAAGUGUGCGGCUCUUUACGACCAGCAAACCUCGGAGUCUUCGCAGUCCAAAGGCGUCCCAGCCAUGCUCCAGAUCGGGCGCAAACACCACAUCACCAAGGAGCAGCAAGAGAACCUCCAACGAGCCCAUGCGCAGAGGCUCAAGACCGGCAGCAGUGACAAAAUGCUGUGGUUUGUCUGGAUUCCGAUUCUUGUCUUCGUUCUUGGUGCUAUGGUCCUAAACGGCGCUCCGUCGUUGGCUUCAGGCACAGCGAAUGCGGCUAAGUCGUUGGCCAGUCUAGCUAGCGAUCCGAAAGAUUUGGGCGAGCGAGUCAACAAAUUCGUCCAGGAGUUGGUGGUCUGA